AUGCAAUGCGUAUCAGAAUUUCUUUCACUUCACGGGCUAACCCUCCAGGAAAGCCCCACGAAACACCGUACUCUUAGUACGCUUAAACAUAUUCCUAGAGGCUCAACCAUAAUUACAUAUCCAUCGCUUGCAUGCUUUCCAAUUCCAUCCAUGGUCAAUACCCAUUGUAAUAAUUGCUUGGAAAUUCCAAUCGAACCACUAAAAACGUGUUCUAGGUGCCGUAAAACAGUCUAUUGUAACGUAAAAUGUCAAAAACUCGCAUGGUCAGCGCAUCACAAAAUUUUAUGUCCUUUAUAUAAAAAGGAAGGGAAUAAAGCUUUGGAUGGUGAUUACAUGGACGAAGAAAUGUUAAGACGAGUAGCAUUGAAAAUAGAUAGAUAUUUAAAAAAAAAAUCAUACUAUGAGUCCGAAAAAGUAUCAGCAACGGAUUUAAGCGAAAAGAUAAACUGUGAGACAUUUUUGACAUUGAUGUCACACCGUGAAAAACAUACAUCAGAACAAUUAGAAAAAUUUAAAACUAUUGCAAGGAAUGUUUUUUCUGAUUUGGACUUACAAAAUAUCACUCAAGAUGAAUUGAUAACAUAUUUAUGUAGAUUUUCUUGUAAUAAUUUCAACGUGGAUGAUAGUCAAUUAUUUAAUCUUGGCGAAGGAACUUACCCUAUUGGAUCUUUAAUCAACCAUUCUUGUCGUCCGAAUGCUAUAGUGAUGUAUUCAAUCGGACAACAAGCAAAUAAUGGACCACAGAUACUUAGAAGCAUUGAAAACAUAAAGGCUGGUGAAGAGAUAACAAUAUCUUAUGUUGAUGCCGCAAUGAGCCGAACAUCCAGACAAAGAUUAUUGAGGGAAAAGUAUUUUUUUAAUUGUCAAUGCCCAAGAUGUAGUUCAGACGAUAUUAGUAUAGAUAUAACAGAAGAAGAAAGAAGUAUAUUAGUAAAGAUCGAGCAAUUAACUGAGAUAAGAGAUAAUGAAAAAGAGCAAGAAGAAAUCGUAGAAAAUUUGCUGAGUUCUCAAAUGCAACAGAACAUGAUAAAAGAUUCAAUUUCUUCUUUUACUUCACGCAUUAUUAUCGCACUUUUGCCGCAUUUAACAGGAGAAACUUCAAAAUCUGAUUACAUAAAGACCUUGGAAGUACUUUUAAAUGACAUGCACGCAACCAUCACACGUCCAGAUCUUUUUACUACGUCAUCUCUUUCUCUAGUCACAAGACAUUUUUAUGAUCGUAUUGAUUUACAACAGUGGCGAGAAUCAUGGACUUUAGGUCGUUAUAUUCUCGCUAUUUAUCUUUUGAUAUAUCCAAGAUUUCAUCCAAUUAUUGGAUUGCAUUUAUUUAGUUUGGCAAAGUGUAUGUGGAAUGAUACUUGCAAAGAUAAAGACAAAGUUGUUGAAUCAUAUGAAAUAGUAAAAGCAACGAAGAAAGUGUUAGAAAUUACACAUGGUGAUGGAUUUGAAAACGGAAAGAUCGUUGCGCAAGUCAUGGACUUAGAAAUCAACAUGCAAACUGAAUUGAUGGAAAUAGAAAAAAAGAAAUAG
This is a messenger RNA of Cetraspora pellucida, 1530 nucleotides long. The record is from the annotation of a GenBank genome assembly. NCBI's taxonomy places the organism in Eukaryota, Fungi, Glomeromycota, Glomeromycetes, Diversisporales, Gigasporaceae.